Molecule: messenger RNA, 1639 nt
Organism: Paramuricea clavata
Lineage: Eukaryota; Metazoa; Cnidaria; Anthozoa; Malacalcyonacea; Plexauridae
Source: the annotation of a GenBank genome assembly
AUGGAGAACGAGGAUGCAACGAUGUAUAGAAGGUGCCAAUGUCGUUUUUGAAUAGGUGGAGGGUGAGUAGUCACAUAGUAAGGUUCGACACCAACUCCCCAGCUUUGCAAAAGCAGCAAUGACACUCAAGAGAAGCUCAGAUCGAACCUCCACUCAGUGAGUGUGAGCAUGAGUGAGCUUUUAGAAUACAGGCGAUAGGGGAAAUAUCCACUCAAAUGUGGUGAGCCCGUGAUAUAACUUUUCCUGGGGAGAUAACCACUUGACUAGAAUGUGGUGACCCUGAAAUAUAAUUUCAUAUCUUACUUUUGUUAUAAGUUGUAUUUUUUAUUAUAUGACCAGAGUUAUAAGGGAAAUAUCCACUCAAAUGUGGUGAGCCCAUGAUACAACUCUUCCUGAGGAGAUAGCCGCUUGACUUGAAUCUAGUGACCCUAAAAUAUAAUUUCAUAUCUUGCUUUUGCUAUAAGGUCUAUUAAUUUUUUUUAUUAGAUGACCAGAGUUAUAAGGGAAAUAUCCACUCAAAUCUGGUGAGCCCAACUGAGCCCAAGUGAGCCCAUGAUAUAACUCUUCCUGAGGAGAUAACCACUUGACUUGAAUGUGGUGACCCUAAAAUAUAAUUUCAUAUCUUGCUUUUGCUAUAAGGUCUAUUUUAACUUUUUUAUUAGAUGACCAGAGUUAUAAGGGAAAUAUCCACUCAAAUGCGGUGAGCCCAUGAUACAACUCUUCCUAGGGAGAUAAACACUUGAAUAUGGAGACCCCAAUAUAUAAUUUCAUAUCUUCUUUUACUAUAAGUUUUAUUUUUUAUUAGAUAACCAGAGUUAUAGGGGAAUAUCCACUCAAAUGUGGUGACUCAUGAUGACAUGUGGUGACACAUAAUUUCUAUGUUAUUCGUUUACUAUUUCUAUAUUAACUUGUACAUAAAAUUGCACCAGUCUUCACCUAACCGGCACAGGAAGUUUGUCUCGCAUUUACAUAUUAGUCUACGGCUUAUUGUAUGCUUUUAUGUACUUCUUUUUCGUUGGCAAUGAUGAUUGUCGUUCUAGUGUAGCAUCAUAACUUUUCGAUUAUUGUUUGCAGUUUGCACCCAAUCUGAGCAUGCGAGAGUAAAGUUAUAAAAAAAAACUCGUUUGAGUUGUUUGUAAUGUAAUUAGUAAUGCUGUUCAUGCUGAAAUAAAAUAAUUAUUACAGAUUAUUUUUAUCAUGUUUUCCUGAAGUUGUUUUGCUUUUUUUAUGGAGUUUAUUAAAUGAAUUUCCAUAAGUUCCGCCACUAAACUAAGUGACGCUAAAUUGUCUAAAUGUUUUGUAUGAAUAUGAAUAGAUAAAUGUCUGAAACAAUCGUUUCCGACGAUCUAGGCACCCUAAUUUUAAAAAUUUUUCUCGCUCGGCGCCAACCAUAACCAAUAAUUUUUUCCUAGGUACGGUGAUGAUUAUGCAUACUGGAUUGGCUUGAAUGAUAUUAGCUCUGAAGGUUACUAUCAAUGGUCUGAUGAUUCUGCAUUUUAUUACGCUAAAUGGGGAUCAAGUGAACCACAUGAUGAUGAACAACAGGAAGAUUGUGUGGCUAUUACGAGAUCGUAUUUUACUGAGUGGAGAGAUUUGCCUUGUCAAUUGAAAUCGUCAUAUAUUUGCGAAAGUUAUAACG